AUGGCGAGGUCGACACCCGACGAUGACGGUGCCUUCGUCCCGGCUGCCACCCGCGGCGCCGAGCUCCGUGACAGAUUGGCCGCCAUCCUCCCCAAGGAUCGCCGCUUUCGCCUCCAUCACCUCUCGACUCCUCCCUUCAGGACCGACGCCCUCUUCUCGCCGCCGCCCGAGGAGCGCCCCGACCGGACGUUCUGCGAGAAGCAUUUCCUCGCCGUCUCCGUCGACGUGCCCCAGCGGCCGGAGAAGCAAGUUCUCGUCCUUGCCAUCGAAAUCUUCCUCUUCACCACGUCCCACUCGACGACGCUCUUCGUCUCCAAGGCCGACUCGACCGGCUUCCUCCACCUCCUCCAGCUCCCCGCGGGAACGGCGAGUCCGAUACGGCAGGUCUGCGGCGCCUUCGUGGCGCACCUCGUCGAGACGCGACGGCGAAGGAAUGUUCAGUUCAUAGUGAGCCUCUUCGCCAGGGCCCAGGGCCAGUACCUGUUCCCCGGCAGCGUCGAGAACGCCGGCAAGCAUGUCCUCGACGACCGCGGGCUCGUCAAGUGGUGGGUCCGCGUCCUCGAUCCGCUCAUCUCGUCGCCUUGGGCCGCUUCGUCGCGCCCCUGGACGUCGGCCAAGGGCUACCUCGUCGUCCCUGGCCUCGACGGCCACGAGACGCGCGCCCUCAUCCCCCGCUCGACCUCGCUCGCCUCGCCGUGGGAGACGGGUCACCCGCUCGAGCGCAUCUCCCACUACGCCCGCGAAUUCGACUGGGUCCCCCCUCGAUGCCUGAUCCCUCGAUUCCCCGACGACCCCAAGAGCCGCUUCCGUGACGAGCUCGACGAGGAGGCCCAUGGGUCAAGUGCGAUGAAGACGACGGGAAGCUGGAAGAGCGUCCAAUCGAUGGACUUGUUUUGGGAGAUGAUGGCCUUUCGCCAGGAGUGUUCGAGCGGCAGGAUGACGGGCUUCAUCUGGCUCGUGUUCGAUGACGAGAACACGAGUGAUCGCCGAAACGUGUCCAAGCCUGGCAUGGAGCCCUCCUCCAGCGGCGUAGCGUUCGAGACGCCCAAGAAGCAGCGGCUCGCCCCCGGGCCGGUGCAGAAAACCACACCAAAGAGACUCUUCCCCUCCAAGUCCGAUGUCGGGAAUGAGCAGUCGUCACGGUCCAAAGCGGACGAGAAUGGCACAACAGAGUCCAACAACAACAUCGCAGACGAGACGACGAAGAGCGGGGCAAAGGGGAGGACGACUAGGGAGAAGAAGAAGAAGAAGAAGAAGAAGAAUAAGAAGCUGCGCGGCCCCAUUCAUCCUCGCCUGCCGCGCAUCAAGACGGAGCUGCGAAACUACCUCGCCGAUCGCCCCACGUGCAGCAAGUACUACUACUGGCCCGUCGAGGGCCGCGGCGAGCGCAUCGUAUCGGAAGGCGACUAUAAGCGUAUCGUCGAGUUGCUCCUACAUUUGGACUUUGCCACUCUCGACAAAGCGACGGGAAGCACCAAGCGCUGGGUGGCCGAGGCCGGCAUGCGCAGUCGCUGGGGCAUCGAAGUAACGGGCCAGCUAGAGCCUUCGGUCUCGACGAGGAAUGGAGAUGCUGCUCCAGCGACUGGCCAUGUUAAUAACCUAUCCAUGCUGGUGAAACGGAAGAGAUCCAACGCGGUCGAAACCAAGGACGGCGACGGAGAGAGCGAAAGGAAGCCCGCCGGGGCGGAACCGGCAGAAGCCAGAGGACAGGCAACGGCAUCGUCGCUCGACGGCGGCGAGGGCAUGCCGCCGCCAAGGAAGUUGCCCAAGGUCUAG
Drechmeria coniospora is the source of this 1776-nucleotide messenger RNA. RefSeq lists its product as uncharacterized. The record is from RefSeq and is a predicted model, not a curated record. The transcript has a single exon. Gene Ontology annotation, molecular function: histone H3K56 acetyltransferase activity. Gene Ontology annotation, cellular component: nucleus. Gene Ontology annotation, biological process: DNA damage response. NCBI's taxonomy places the organism in Eukaryota, Fungi, Ascomycota, Sordariomycetes, Hypocreales, Ophiocordycipitaceae. The coding region runs from base 1 to 1776 and encodes 591 amino acids.